This is a messenger RNA of Raphanus sativus (radish), 1228 nucleotides long. RefSeq lists its product as uncharacterized. The transcript has a single exon. Lineage: Eukaryota; Viridiplantae; Streptophyta; Magnoliopsida; Brassicales; Brassicaceae. Gene Ontology annotation, cellular component: chloroplast. The record is from RefSeq and is a predicted model, not a curated record. Bases 69 to 1100 code for a protein of 343 amino acids.
GCGAAAUUCUUAUUUGAACGACCUUAUCCUCUUCCUUCCUUCUUGUUCGUCCUCUCUCAUCAUCAGCCAUGGCUUCUUCUGCUCUCUUCAAGUUCCAUUCACAGACCUUCAAAUCUCCAAACCCCUCACCUCCUUCAUCACAUCAUCCCAAGCCCAGAAUCUCACAUCUUCAUUUCCCUAAUCUAACCUCACCCCACUCACGACAUCUCAACAAAGAAUCCGCCACCAGAACUCGUUUCUUGGCUCCUCUCUGCUCCUCCCUUCCUUCUCCUUCUUCUCCUCCCGUCUCCAAAGAAGAAGCCAUCCUCCAAGCCAAGACUUGUCUCUCUUCUUGUCUCGUCAAACCCCUCAACAACCCCAAGCUCGCUUCCCCGAAGCUCAAGAAACUCAAACAGCCUCGGUUCCGCCUCGAGAUCCCGAUCCUCGACGACGACGACGGCUCGCCUUCCUCUCUCACUCAGCUCGCGUUUUCCAUCUUCAGCGACAUGCCCAUCUCGAGAAGAGGCUCCAACGUCGUCGUCAAGCUCCUCUUCCUCUGGCCAGACCCUUCUUUCAUCGAACCAGCAGUCAAAGCCUUCCGUUCCGACAGCACGACCAACCACAUCGCCAUGUCUCCCGUUUCGGAACCACUCAAAAAGGCUCUAAAAUCUGCUGACGUGGCGGUUUUCAUGGCGCCCGAGAGAUCGCAGCUCGAAGACGUGAGGCUAUCCACGGAAGGUUUCGCCACGAAGCCUGUGGUGAUGAUCAACCCGAGGUGGUUGUUCGAGGAAGAGAAGAGCUUCGGAGACGACGACUUCGUCGGUUCCUUCGACGUGAUCUACGCGUUCACGGGUUUGGAAGUGAGGGGGAUCUUGAGCAAGAGGAAAGGAGUGAUCUUUAAGUGUGUGAGGGACGGUGUUGUGAGUGGGGAGAGAUGGAAUGUUCUCGUUGAGGAAGAAGAAGGGGAUGGGGCUUUGAAAGUGGUGUCUCAGUUCAAAGCUAGGCCGUCUAUGGAGGAAGUUGAGCUUGUGCUGUAUAACUUGAUGGCUAUGAACUCGCCCAUCACCAAAUCGGCUAAGUUUCUUAAGGAUUUGGUUUCUAAUAUCACUGGGAAGAAGUAGUUUUAUUAGUGAGAGAAUUUUGUAGUGUGUUCUUGUUCUGUUUUCACUUUCCCUGGAAUUAAGAGAGAUGCUUAUAACGGGGUCAAUGUUUUCUGUUAAAAGAAAACUAGCUCAUUGAAUGUGAUUAA